Molecule: messenger RNA, 1044 nt
Organism: Aureobasidium uvarum
Lineage: Eukaryota; Fungi; Ascomycota; Dothideomycetes; Dothideales; Saccotheciaceae
Source: the annotation of a GenBank genome assembly
AUGGCUUUGGUCAUCACUUGUGGUGGCGGUCCUGACCACAAAAGCAUUGGCUUCCAGUAUUGGUCAGAUCCAGGUCCUUUCGUAGCAUACCUGGGCUAUCCAGGCUCACUGGGACAUUUUCUCGGGUUCUGGACAACCUUUAGUAACGCCGUUUACGCAUACUCUGGGAUUCAGAACAUUUCCAUCGCCGCUUCUGAGACACAAAACCCGCGCAGAAAUAUCCCAAAGGCAGCCAAGAGAAUCUUCGUACGUGUGUUGCUCUUCUAUGUGCUCACCAUCUUCAUGGUUGGUCUCGUGGUUCCAUCCAACGACCCACACCUGUUGAAGUCUACUGGUACUGCUUCGCAAUCACCUUUUGUCAUUGCUGCAUCUCGUGCUGGUAUUAAAGUCGUGCCAUCGAUCAUCAACGCAGUCAUCCUAACUAGUGCUUGGAGUUCUGGUAAUGCUAGUAUGCUCGCCGGCUCUCGCAUCCUAUAUGGAAUGGCAAGAGAAGGUCGCGCACCCAAGAUCUUUACAAAGACGAACCGAUUCGGCAUUCCUUGGGUCUCGGUCAGUUUGUUCAGUAUCUUCUUGUGUCUCGCAUUCUUGUCGCUAUCUAGUGGCGCUAACGUUGCCUUUACAUGGCUGCAAGAUCUCGUUGCAGUCGCUGCCAUGGUUGACUGGAUGGUCAUUUGCCUGGUAUAUCUGCGCUUCUACUACAGCAUGAAGAAGCAAAACAUCUCACGCAGCGAGCUUCCAUGGGCUGCCCCAUUGCAACCAUAUCUUGCAUGGACAUCGCUCGUCGCCUUUAGCAUUCUGCUGCUGACAGGCGGUUACGUCAGUUUCCUGCACGGACAUUGGAGCACUGAGACGUUCAUCUCUAGUUACUUCAACAUUCCUUUGUUCCUGAUCUUGUAUCUCGGAUACAAGAUUGUCAAGAAGACCAAGAUUGUACCUUUGGAGGCAUUGCCUAUUCGCCAUUUCAUCGAUAUUGCGAAUGCCAAUCCUGAGCCUCCUGAGUUGCCAAAGGUGGGAUGGCACAAGUAUAACUUUUUGUGGGAAUAG